Fonsecaea erecta is the source of this 783-nucleotide messenger RNA. RefSeq lists its product as hypothetical. The record is from RefSeq and is a predicted model, not a curated record. Gene Ontology annotation, molecular function: pyridoxal phosphate binding; catalytic activity; molybdenum ion binding. Lineage: Eukaryota; Fungi; Ascomycota; Eurotiomycetes; Chaetothyriales; Herpotrichiellaceae. The transcript has a single exon. The coding region runs from base 1 to 783 and encodes 260 amino acids.
AUGACUUUGAUCAAUACCGCCAUUGAUCACGACUCCGACAACCUGGUCAUAACUAUAGGCCAUGACACAGACAAGCAAGUGAAGGUGCCAAUUCACCCCAGUGAGGAGUGGCUCAGUGCCAACACCAAAGAAGUUUCGGUCGACAUCUGGGAGUAUAUCACUGACGCCUAUGCUUACACGGAUCCCAAGAUGCUGGCCCUGUUCAAAGAGUUUUUUGGCGAAGACGCUUGUCUUGUCAUGAAGGGUCCCGAGCCAAGGAUAUGCACCGGCAACGGCUCCCCGAAACAACUGGGACGUACAGAAAGCGUCAAUUUCCCGGACGUACUCCCCAUUCAAAUUGCCUCUGAAUCGUCGCUUGCCGAGCUGAACUCGAGAUUGAAGCAGAAAGGCAAGAGUGCAAUUACCAUCGAGCGUUUUCGGCCCAAUAUCAUAAUCAAAGGAGGGGAGCCAUGGUCCGAAGAUUCGUGGAAGACAGUACGAAUCAACGGCGACUCUUCGUACUGGACUACGCUCACAGGCGGCAACCUGCACGCAAUUGACGUUGACGUGGUCGCGAGGUGUGCUCGCUGUACGGUACCCAAUGUCGAUCCCGACACCGCAGAAAAGGAUGCCCACCAGCCUUGGGAUCUGUUGGUCAGUUACCGUAGGGUUGAUGAAGGCAUCAAGUUCAAACCCUGCUUUGGAAUGUUGUGCUGCCCGAGGAACGAAGGAAACAUCGACGUUGGCAUGCGAUUCGAGGUCAUGGAAGUUACCGAUGCGCACAGAUACAUCAAAGGGUUUUAA